This is a messenger RNA of Motacilla alba alba, 2589 nucleotides long. RefSeq names its product Spi-C transcription factor (gene SPIC). Gene Ontology annotation, biological process: cell differentiation; regulation of transcription by RNA polymerase II. The record is from RefSeq and is a predicted model, not a curated record. The coding region runs from base 1159 to 1905 and encodes 248 amino acids. Gene Ontology annotation, molecular function: sequence-specific DNA binding; DNA-binding transcription factor activity, RNA polymerase II-specific. The transcript is spliced from 6 exons. Gene Ontology annotation, cellular component: nucleus. NCBI's taxonomy places the organism in Eukaryota, Metazoa, Chordata, Aves, Passeriformes, Motacillidae.
CUCCUUGGUGUUGUGGCUGCUCAGUUAUAGAGCACCUCCAAGCCCUCUGACUUUGCUGUUCCCUCAUACCCUUGUUUCUCCCCUUGUCCCCUCUGGUUGCCAGUUAAUUUUUUUUUAUAGGCUCAACUCAGACUAGAGAAGUGGUGCAAAGUAGAACCUGAAGUUUAAAAAAAGACGUACAUAUAUUAAUGUAUUUCACUAAAAAAGAUAUCCUAAAACUUUUGGGUGCAAAUUUUGAAAAGGCAGCUUGCAUGUGAAACCAGCAGAAAUGGUUGGUGACUUCAAACUGCUUUCACUGAGCUUUCAUAACAAGGCUAGUUCUUGUCUAGGUUCUUGGUUGAGAUAAUAUCCAUAAAAAAUGUAAGAGGUAAUUACGAUUUUACAGCAGUUUUGUGGCAAAUGCUGGGGAAAUUCUGCAAAAUGUGUCUCUGAAAGACUUGGCUGCAAAGAACUAUGGCACAGACUAGAUUUUGUAAGCAACAAGAAGCUCUGAGCUGAAAAACACAGAGCUCUGUUCCUGUAGGAUGCAACAGCAUGUCUUGGAGCUGCUCAGAAAGUGUUUGGCAGAUCAUCAACUACAGCUUGUCUGAAUCUGUACUGAAUGCUGUAGUCAAUGCUCUAGAGCUGGGCAUGGGCUACAAACAUGAGCCUUGAAGCAGAACUCUGAAAUUCCUUCAGACUUUUAUUUUGAGGUCUAGUUUGGUCCACUCCUUACACUGAGCUAACAAGAAGGUUCAGAUAAAAACUCAAAGUCCACUGCAGUCUGUGUGGGACAGAUGAGGGAUGUGGAAUUUUGCCCUAAAUUCAUCCUACCACGAUACCAGUGACAGAUUUAUUAGAAGGUGCUAUAGACAAAAGGAAUCUCUCCCACUGCUUAAACCAUGUUUCGGACAAUAGUUUAAACAUUUAAAUUUGUUUAUUUCAGUAUAAAUCACCCUCUUUUGUGCAGAAUGAAGGGACAUGCUAGCAGUUUACUAUACCUAUACCCUCAAAAAAAUCCCUAGGCAAAACACUUCCCUAAAAUCAGCUAUUUAAUGCAGCCCCUUUGCUAGCCCUUUGCUGUGGGAACUCAGUCUUUCUUUCAUUUCCGAAACCAGACAGAUUCUUGUUUUGUGUGUGGAACUGAAUUUCUAGGAUUCAAGUCUUGAUAUCUAAAUAAUGAGCUUUCCUGACCACGACGUUCUGGGCCAGGCUUUUGAAGAUGCUCUAGAAGUGCUGCAGCAGCACUCUGACAGAGAAAUGCAGUGUCCACCAGGUUAUAAAAACUGCCUGACUGUGAUCAACCAUCACCACCACCUCCAAGCAAGUCCCAGUUACUGUGCAGCACCAUCUGUGGAGGAGCAAGGGUAUAGCUGGAGAAAUGUGAUUAACAGUGCAGCGGAUUUUUAUGCGGAUGAGACUGUCUACCAUACACUGCAGAAUACUCCAGAAAGUCAAGUGAUGCAUGCUGCUGCUGGCCAGCCAAAAGCAGGGAAAGGUAGAAAAAAGCUUCGACUAUUUGAAUAUCUCCAUGAGUCUCUCUAUGAUCCAGCUAUGGCAAACUGCAUCCAAUGGGUGGAUAAGCCAAAUGGUGUUUUCCAGUUUGUCUCCAAAAACAAGGAGAAACUUGCAGAACUGUGGGGAGAAAGGAAAGGAAACCGCAAGAUCAUGACUUACCAGAAAAUGGCCAGAGCACUGAGGAAUUAUGGAAGAACAGGUGAAAUCAUUAAGAUCCGUAGGAAGCUGACAUACCAGUUCAGUGCUGUUGUUUUAAAGAGACUUGCUCCAUCUUAUUUCUUUGGAAAAGAAACAAUUUAUCAUCCCUACAUUCAGUCUAAUCAAGAAUAUCAGCGUGCAGAUGACUGGACCAGUUACAAUAAUUACAUGUACAACAAUGGUUAUGCAUUACAGCAUGCUAACAGCUAGACUUACCUGUCACAUGAAUAUGUGUCACAUGCCUUUGUUAUCCAGCAGUACUUUCCAGCCCAGAAACUCUACCCUCUACAUAGCUUUUCCUUUAAGGUAUCGUACAAACACAUGAGGAGGAAGGAUUAAAAAAUUAUAUUGGCCCAAGUUUUUUUCCUUUUGAAGUUAGUGAUAUACAGUCAUUGCCUCUUGAAGAAAUCUAGCAGCUAUAGAACACAUUCUAUUCUCCGUGAUGCUAGUCAAAGGAAUUACUGUAGUUUCAAGCUGAUAUAUUCAAGAAUAGGAUCAAGGCUUUUGUCUGUUAGUGGACAUUGAAGAUCCCAUUAUGACAACACUCACUCUAAGUUUUAUGCCUAUCUACAAUCAUAAUUUAGGUGAUGUUGUACCAUGGUUGCUGCAUCCCUAAGAUAGAAAGGUUAGAGAUUUGCCAACUGCAUGAAGCUGCUGUCUUCUUUUCUCACCAAUGUUCUUUAUAAAAGGGCAUUUUCUGAGUGAAUGCCUGGCUGACUGAUAGUCCACAUAAGGGUGCACCUGUUGGCCAAACUGUUAAUCCUUAAUCACUUAAAUUAACAUAUCUUAGCACAGAUCCUGACAUGUGGUAUUAGGAUUGCCAGGUGCACAUUUUACUGUUGGCAGUGGAUUCAUUGGGACAUGAGAGAGUUAAUAAAGGAUUUGUGCUCUUGA